Messenger RNA from Octopus sinensis (East Asian common octopus), 2553 nucleotides. Its product is annotated as phytanoyl-CoA dioxygenase, peroxisomal. NCBI's taxonomy places the organism in Eukaryota, Metazoa, Mollusca, Cephalopoda, Octopoda, Octopodidae. The transcript has 8 exons. The record is from RefSeq and is a predicted model, not a curated record. Gene Ontology annotation, molecular function: phytanoyl-CoA dioxygenase activity. Gene Ontology annotation, biological process: fatty acid alpha-oxidation. Bases 142 to 1077 code for a protein of 311 amino acids.
CACACACACACAAUCACACAUCAGUAGAUAUCAUUAGAUAAUACAAUAAGUAAAGGGAGGCAGUGGGAGAGAGAGAGAAAGUGAGGUUACAUUUUUAGCUUUCAGCAGUUUUCCACUUCAACACCACAUAACAAGAUUAACAUGGCUGGAGAGAAUGCUAAAUUUAAGUACACGGUUAAUAAUAACCAGUUACUGACUUCACAGCAACGUUCUUUCUAUGAAGAUAAUGGUUUUCUUGUGAUAAAGAAUCUGGUAUCUAAGGAAAAUCUUUCACAGUAUCAAGAAAGAUUCAAGCAGUUGUGUACUGGAGAAGCUCCUACACAUGGCAUGGACAUUAUGAAAGAUAUUGCAGCUGACAGACCAGAAUAUGUUCCUGGGAAGAAAGCUAUUGCUAAACUACAAGGUUUCCAAGACGAUGAAGUCUUAUUUGAAUAUUGCUGCCUGCCAGAGAUUGUAAAAUACACUGAGUCAAUUAUUGGCUCUAACAUAAUGGCAAUGCACACCAUGUUUAUCAAUAAACCGCCUGAUUCAGGUUUAAAAACAACAAGACAUCCAAUGCACCAAGAUUUGCAUUAUUUCCCAUUCAGACCACCUGAGAAAAUUGUUUGCUCAUGGACACCACUCAUAAAAGUGAACAGAGAGAAUGGAUGCUUAGUUGUUAUUCCAGGCUCCCACAAAAGGCCUUUGCAACCCCAUGGAUAUCCUAAUUGGGAGAAUGGUGUGAACAAAAUGUACCAUGGUAUUUUGAACUAUAAAAUAGAAGAUAACAAAAUACACUUGGAUAUGGAACCAGGGGACACUGUGUUCUUUCAUCCAUUACUCUUCCAUGGGUCUGGACAGAACAGAACAAAUCAAUUUAGAAAGUCAAUCAGUUGCCAUUUCGCCAACUCCAGUUGCCACUACAUAGAUAUCAAAGGUACAACACAUGAGAAUAUUGCAAAGGAGAUAACUGAUGUUGCCAGGCAAAAAAUUACAAAAAUAUUUGGUGAACAAGAUGCACAAGACAAGGAAGUUUCAAUACAGGAAACUUGGCAGAUAAGAGGUCGGCUGGUGAAAGGGAUACAAGCCAAUUUAUAACUGAAUUGAUGAAUUUGACAUUUUGUGAUUUUUUGAAUAUUCUUUAGAGAACACUAACAAAUAAUUUUAAUAAAACUUAAUUUUUGUUUUGUUGACUUAAACUAAAAAAAAUUUUGAUUAUUGAAAUAUUUGAUAUUUUAUAAAGGUGCUACUUGUGGUUCACCACAGCAUCUAUGGUGUACACUGCCAAAUGACCAAAUUUGGGUUAGGAAUUGGGUUAAGGUUAGGGUUGGCUUUAAGGUUUGGGUUAGGGUUUAAUUGCAUGCUAAAAUGUAAACAGCCAGCCAGACUACACACUAAAGUGGCACCUAGUAUUUUGAUUCUGAAGUUAUAGCUAUGUUUGUAUUAAUUUUUUUUAAUAAUUUUAUUUUUAAAAAUAGUCAUUAAUUGUUUAACUAACUACUGGUUAUUAGUUAUAUAUAAAGUUCUCACUGAAGAAUUAAAGAUGAUUUAUUUUGUUGAAUUGUGACAUAAAAAGAGGAGAGGGAGAGUGUUUAUUUGUGAAUUGAUGGUAAUAUUCUAUUGAAUAAAUAAUCAGAAGUUUAAUUUUUUAUCAUUCACAUUAUUCUGUUAAAAGUAAUGCUUUUUAUUCACAUUGCUUUGAAUUAAUCAUGCAUUAUUUUGUAACUUUGAGAUUUUGUAUGAGGCAACUGUUAAUUUUUAGAAUGAUAUUGUAGGGUUGGUGUAAGAAGCCAUAUCUGACCAGUUUCAAUAUAAAACAGAUAGAAUAUUUUGGUUAGAUAUGGCUAGUUUGAAUGCUAAAGUGUUAAGUAUUCUAAUUAAUCUCUAAAACGCCCACCAGCAUGAUUAACCCCAUGACAACAGUUUGCACUGACAGUAAUCAUCUUGGCCAAGAUCAGCAAUUAGCACACGACAACGGUUCGGUGUAUAUUUACGUGAACCACUUUAAAGCAUGCAUUGUUUAUUUAUGUAAACUGUCAACACUUGACAGAACACUCCUGCGGUAUUACUGUGGAAAUAAGAUUACUCGACAGCAGGAGAAGAAUUUGCUGAACGUAUACAAAUUUGAUAGGAAAUCAUAGUGGAAAUGGUGGUGCAACCACCAAAACUGCUGCUUUUAUACUAUUAUGGUGAUGAAGUCUCGAACUGAUUUGGAAAUAUUUACAUGAAGAGUCUAACAAACCUAUCAGAUACCUUGAAAUUUGCAUGGUGGCCUCUAUUAUCGAUUUCAUGAGUGAUAGCUGAUAUUUAUAUCAACCGGUGCAUAAACAGGUACAAAACCAUGGCAGAUGAGGCUGUGUAUAUUUUCUUCAUUUGAUUCAAAGCCAGUACACAGCACAUGUAAACACAAUAUCAACUGAUAUCAUGGGGUUAAAUACAAAACACAUUGAUAUUUUUGAUACAGAUUACUUUUGUAUUUUGUUGUUUGGUAAUCGUUUUAUAAAUUUUUGUUAUAACUUUUUAAGUGAUUAAAAUGCUAUCAGAAUAAUUUGGGGAAUAAAUCAUUGAGUUCCA